This is a messenger RNA of Cadophora gregata, 13548 nucleotides long. Its product is annotated as polyketide synthase. The record is from RefSeq and is a predicted model, not a curated record. Lineage: Eukaryota; Fungi; Ascomycota; Leotiomycetes; Helotiales; Ploettnerulaceae. Gene Ontology annotation, molecular function: phosphopantetheine binding; 3-oxoacyl-[acyl-carrier-protein] synthase activity; fatty acid synthase activity. Gene Ontology annotation, biological process: fatty acid biosynthetic process; secondary metabolite biosynthetic process. The transcript is spliced from 7 exons. Bases 1253 to 13174 code for a protein of 3973 amino acids.
CUUCAUCCUCUCUCCAAAUUCCUUUUUCUGAAUAGUUCCAUGCCGGCCCAAUAACCACACGUCCUGCUCUAAGCAAGAGCUCUAUUGGAUGCUAUUGACUCUAGCGAGCUCCGCGUCUGACUGGGCAAGUGCUUCAGAUGAGCUCACUUUUGCGAGUCUCAAGUCGCGUCCUGCCGUUUGCAAUCCCCUAUCCACAAAGGCCUUGAGAAUGUUCGGAUCGCUUCAGUUUUUGCUCAAACGAUUUCGGAAUUAAGAGAACGUUCAGAAAAAUUCCUUAGGGGAAGCGCUCAGAUGUAUCUCAAACUGAAAAUAAGCGUCGCUGGAUUUAUUAUGGCUCAUCAAGUCUGCGGGUGCGACCGCAAGGCGUUCAACCCACCUCCCAAUCCGAAUUACUCCAACAGCUGAUAAUUCAAGUUGAAAGACAUGUGGUUUAAUAAUAUUAAACCAUUCUCAAACUCGAAUUUCGGGCUCGGGGGUCCUUUUCGGUGCCGGUCACCUGAAGUCGGUGGCUUUCAGAGAGGCUGAGUUGGUGCUCAGCAAGCGCUGAGUGCCUCCCUCGAGAGGACUCUUGCCCUGAAAGCACGUGCUAGUACCACGAUAAGCUUCAGGAAUAAGCUUCCAUAGUCCAGAAACAGACCGAUCAGGCUGACCGACGCUGUCAACACCAACCCCCGAAGUAUACGGACGGAUACUUUGCUGUGUCGGAAUGGGACGGAGUGGGGUUUCUCCCAAAGAGGCGUCCCGGCUGAUGGUAGCCGGCGGCGUCUCAUGGCUUCACAUAUCAUGGAGCUGGUAUCACGACUUAUAGACUUAUGAUAUCUCAUCCACACAUAACUCCUCAUCCCAACUCUACAUCCCUUGAGAAUACUCGACUCGAACGACUCAAAUUUUCCCGACUUUGAGCAACUCGAAUCGACAGUCCCCCUCUCAAGACUUCCAAUCACAACAUCAGAAUCUUCAUCUCGAAAGUACUUGAUUAUCCCGACAUCAACGAACCCUCGACUUGACCUUCGCUAAGUCUCAAUCAUCUUUCAAGACUACAUCGAAUUAGUUCUCCAUUACCCCGAAUUUUGGACAACUUCACUUGACAUCUCUUGACUCUACUGUCUUUAUACGACUGUGACUCUACCCCUGAUAGCUUCAUUGCCCCGAACAUUGAAGACUUCCACCUCAUUUCUCGAAUUACUUCGCAUCUUCCGAUCCCACGUCAACAGCAAAAUAAUUCCCACCCAGCCUCAAAUAAUCAGUCAACAUGGUUUCCACCAAGCCUGUCAACAGCGUCACCAUGCAAGGAGGAGAGCCCAUCGCCAUCGUAGGCACAGGAUGUCGUUUCCCAGGAGGGGCCAGCAGCCCUUCUAAGCUCUGGGAGAUGCUCUUGGAUAAGCGUGAUGCCUUGAGGGCCAUCCCAAUGGAUCGCUGGAACUCUGAUGGGUUUCACCACUCCAAUGGCGAGCGAGCCGGAGCCCUCAACGUCAAGCAUGCCUAUCUCCUCAAGGAGAACGUCCGCGAAUGGGAUGCCUCUUUCUUUGGCAUCAACCCCCGUGAAGCCGAGGCCGUGGACCCUCAACAUCGCAUUCUGCUGGAGACUGUCUAUGAAGCCAUGGAAUCUGGUGGCUUCUCCAUGGAACAUAUGCAAGGCUCUGACACUGCCGUGUAUGUCGGUGUCAUGACUGCCGAUUACUACGAGAUGCUCCUGCGCUCUCCCGAGUCUCUGCCGACCUACUUCGCUACCGGCACGAACUCCAGUAUCCUGUCGAACAGAUUGUCCUACUUCUUCGAUUUGAAGGGUCCAUCCGAGACAAUUAAUACUGCCUGCUCGUCCUCCUUGGUCGCGGUUCACCGCGGUGUUCAGAGUCUGCGCUCUGGAGAAGCAAGAAUGGCAAUUGCAGGUGGUGCCAAUUUGAUCUUGAACCCUGAGUUCAUGGCUACCGAGUCCAACCUCCACAUGUUGUCUGCUGAAGGUCGAUCUCGCAUGUGGGAUGCUGGUGCGAAUGGAUAUGCUCGUGGUGAAGGUUUUGCUGCUGUCAUCAUGAAGCGUCUCUCGGAUGCUAUUGCUGAUGGGGACGACAUCACUUGUAUCAUCAGAGAGACUGGCGUCAACUCAGAUGGUCGUACCAAGGGUAUAACCCUGCCCAGUGGCGAGGCUCAAACCAACCUGAUUCAACAAGUUUACAAGAAGGCUGGCUUGAACCCUUACUCUGCCCUCGACCGCCCACAAUAUUUUGAGGCUCACGGUACCGGAACCCCUGCUGGUGACCCAAUCGAAGCCAAUGGUAUCCGCGAUGCUUUCUUCGCCGAGAACAUCAAGAGAGAGGGCGAGAACUUGCUUGUAGGCUCCGUCAAGACCGCCAUGGGCCACACUGAGGGAACUGCUGGACUUGCUGGUCUGAUCAAGACUGCCAAUGCCAUCAAGCUCGGUGUCAUCCCAGGUAACCUUCUUUUCCAGAGCUACAACCCCAAGAUCCUCCCUCUCCUUGACCACCUCGCACUCGCUACCGAGACUCAAGCAUGGCCUGCUCCCCCAGCUGGGCAGCCACGCCGAGCGUCAGUCAACUGCUUCGGAUUCGGAGGAACCAAUGCUCACGCCAUUGUUGAGAGUUAUCACCCCGCUCCAACGCUUUCGCGUAAACAAUUGAUGCCAGCUUCCACUCAAGCCCCACUCGCCACCCCAUUGGUCCUGUCUGCCAACAACGAGGCAUCUCUCGCUGCUAUGGUUUCCAACUACCAUGACUUCAUCGAGAAGAACGAACAGCUCAAUCUCAAUGAUCUUGCCUGGACCCUUCAGAACCGUCGCUCCGAGUUGGCACUUAAGGCAACCUUCUCUGGUCCAACUAGAGAGGCGCUCCUUGCCAACAUGGCAGCGGUGGUCGAGAAGACCAAGCAAAGCCCACCUACUGCCAUCGGCAAGCGCCGAGACAACCGAUCUAAGAAGGCUCGUAUUCUUGGUGUCUUCACUGGACAAGGUGCUCAAUGGGCCAACAUGGGCCGUGAGCUUAUGCUCUCUUCUUCCAUGGCCAAGCAAUCAAUUGUCGGACUGGAUGCUGCUCUCGCAGGGCUCCCAGAUGGACCUACUUGGACUCUCGAGCAGGUCAUCUGCGAUAAAGAAGCUGGCAAGCGAAUCGACGAAGCCGAAUUCUCUCAGCCAGUAUGCACAGCCGUGCAAGUCAUGCUUGUCGAUAUCCUUCGCUCUGUUGGACACACUUUCACUACCGUUGUUGGACACUCCAGUGGUGAGAUUGGCGCUGCUUAUGCUGCAGGUGUUGUCAAUGCCUCCGAAGCCAUCAAGAUCGCUUACUACCGUGGUCUCCACACCAAACUCGCCCAAGGUCCAUCCGGCAAGGAGGGUACUAUGUUGGCUGCUGGUCUUUCACACGAGGACGCAGAUGAGUUCUGCUGCCACCCAGCUCUUGUUGGACGUAUUCAAGUCGCUGCAAGCAAUGCUCCUGAGAGCGUCACUCUUUCUGGCGAUGUUGAUGCUGUGAAGGAAGCAAAGGCCAUGCUUGACGAGAGAGGCAUUUUUGCCCGAGCCUUGAAGGUAAACAAGGCUUACCACUCUCAACACAUGAACCCUGUUUCCGUUCCGUACAUGGCUUCCCUCAGAGCUUGCCGAAUCCAGCCAAAGCUUCCUUUCGAGGGGUGUACCUGGGUUUCCAGUGUCACAGGCGAUCCAAUUGUCGAUGAGAUGGAUCUCAAGGCUUUGACCAGUGUGUACUGGAAGGACAACAUGCUCAAGCCUGUUCUGUUCUCUACCGCUGUUGAGCAAGCUGUUCUUGGUGAAGAGGCCUUCGAUUUCGCGAUCGAAGUCGGCCCUCAUACUGCUCUUAAAGGCCCAUUCCUCCAGACUUUCAAAGCUGCUACUGGAUCCAACCUCCCAUACGGCGGUACCCUCGCACGUUUCACUAACGACAUCGGUGCCAUGGCCAACUGCCUUGGUGGACUCAUGAACUACAAGGCACCAUCCGAGAUCACAAGCGAUGAGUAUAUCCGAUCAUUCCAAGCUGGUGUUUCUCCAACCCUGGCAACCGGUCUCCCAACGUAUGCUUGGGACCACUCUCAGAUCUACUGGGGAGAGACGCGCUACUCCCGCAAGUACCGCCAACGCAGCAAGCCUCGCCACGACUUGCUCGGUGCCCAACUCCCAGAUGACCUUGAGCACGACAUGCGCUACCGCAACACCGUUCGAGUUUCUGAGACUCCUUGGCUCGCUGGCCACAAGGUUCAAGGCCAGAUCGUCUACCCAGGAGCUGCUUACCUAGUCAUGGCUUUGGAAGCGUCAAAGGAUCUCGCCAAGGACCACCCAACAAAGUUGGUGGAGCUGUUGGACAUUGAAUUGUCCCGCGCCAUCGCUUUGGAGGAGGGUUCUGCUGGUGUGGACACCCUUCUGACGCUCAAGAAGACCCAUGAAGGACCGCUCAACGGCGAGAACUUCAUUGAGGCUGAGUUUUCCAUAUUCUCUGCUGUCGGUGUCGAUGCCGACAACUGGGACUUGAACAUGAAGGGUCGUAUGCGCGUAGUGUUGGCCGAUUCCAACACACCUGAUAUCAUCCUUCCUGUUCGUGACGAUACGCCAGUACUGCUCAGCUCUCUCAAUGUCGAGAGCUUCUACAACUCGCUCGUGGAGAUCGGAUUCAACUAUACCGGACUGUUCAAUCGUCUUACCAGCAUCGACAGACGGAUGAACAGGGCCACCGCAACAGCCAUCGAAUACCCUGAAGACCCCGAGAUGCCAGCCAUGAUGCACCCAGCGUUGAUGGAUGCAUCAUUCCAGACGGUCUUCGCAGCACUCCACUUCCCUGGCGACGGUGGAAUGGCUUCACCAUACCUCCCAACUGGUAUCAAGUGUCUGAGAAUCAGCACUGACCGCGACGAGGCUGCUGAGGCUACUCCUGUCACCAUCGACACUUUCAUUACUAGCAACGAGAACAUGAAGAUCGUUGCCGAUAUUGAGAUGUGUGAUUCUACUAAUGGUGCCCCUCGUAUGCAGAUUGAAGGCCUGGCUUGCACAUCAUUGGAACGUGCCAAUGCCGAUAAUGAUGUCGAGCUCUACUCGCAAACUAUCUGGCGUCCAGAAGUUACCAAGACCGCUCAGGAUAUUGUCCUCACUUCUGACGAAGCUUCCUCUGAGCCUAGUCUCGUUGACCUGUGCGAGCGCCUCGCCUAUAUGUAUUUGCGCAAGCUCAACCACUCUGUUUCUCGCCAAGAGGUUGAAUCCUUCUCAUGGAACCACCAGAGAAUCUUCCAAUUCAUCGAUCACCUCUUCCCUGUCGUGGAGAACGGACAACAUCCUACCCUUCGGGCUGAAUGGGCCGAAGAUGAUUCUGAGUGGCUUGAGGCUCAAGCUGCAAAGCACUUGGAUCAAGUUGAUAUCCAGCUCAUCACCACUGUCGGACAAAAUCUUCUUUCUGUUGUCCGCGGCGAGACAAACCUGCUCGAAUGCAUGAUGAAGGAUGAUAUGCUCAACCGAUACUACGCACUCGGUCAACAAAUCAAGGAAUCCAACGUCUCCUUGAGCCGCGCCGUCGGACAAGUCGUCCACAGAUAUGCCGGAAUGAAAAUUCUUGAAGUUGGUGCUGGCAACGGCGCUGUUACUAAGGGUGUUUUCGAGGAAAUUGGACACCUCUUCAAGAGCUAUGCUUUCACCGACUCUACUGAUAAGUCAUUCGAUCGUGCCCGCGAGACCCUGCAGAAGUGGACCAGCAAGAUGAAGUUCCAACAGCUUGAGAUUGAAGGCGAUGUCGUUGAGCAGGGCUUCGAAGAGCACUCCUAUGAUAUGAUCAUCGCGUCCAAUGUCGUCCAAACUUCUCAGAACUUGCAGCGCACCAUGGAGAACAUCCGCCUGCUUCUCAAGCCAGGUGGAUAUGUCGUCCUCCAGGAGAUUAGUGUACCAGACGUUCUUCGCGUCAAAUUCAUGACUCUUGGUCUCCCUGCUUGGUGGGCGGGAGAUGAGGAUAGCCGCCGCUUCGGUCCUGCUGCGUCUAUGUCUCAAUGGACUUCUCUUCUCAAAGAGACUGGAUUCUCGGGUGUCGACCAAGUUACCAACGAUUUGGCUGAUCGUCCAAUGUAUAUGACAUCGGUUGUUCUUUCUCAGGCUUUGUCUGACGAAGUUCAAUUCUUGAGAGAGCCACUCUGCCCACCAGUCCUACCAAUCGCUCUCAAGGAUAUCUGCAUCAUCGGCGGCAGCCAAGCUCGAAAUGCGGAGAUUACCACCUACAUCAACGAGUCCUGCCGACUUCUGGGCAACGAGCUCCCAACAUUCUCCUUUGUUGAUACCAUCCAGAAGGCACACUUGCACACUGCACCAAUUUCUUCUGUCAUCUUUGUCCAGGAUUUGGAUGAGCCCAUCUGGAAGAACCUGAAGCAGGAGACUAUCACUGGUCUGCAAAGCGUCGUUGACCAAGCCCGCCAAGUCCUCUGGGUCACCUCCGGAUGCAGACUCGAGAACGCCUACGCCAACAUGUCUGUCGGUGUUGGACGUGGUCUCCAAUCCGAGUACGCCCAUGUGCAAUUCCAACUUCUGGAUAUUGAGCCAUCUGAGGCAGAGACCAGCAAUGAUCUGAUUGCCGCUGCCUCACUUCGCCUCUUCGCCGACGAUGCUAUUCGCGCUGUCUGCCCCAACAUCCUCUGGACAGCCGAGCCAGAAUUGGUCAUCAAGAACGGUAAAUUCUUGAUUCCUCGUAUCACUGCUGAUCAGGUCCUCAAUGAUCGUCUCAAUGCACGCCGCCGUGCUAUUCAAAAGAAGGUUUCGCCUGCUCAGACCCAAGUCGUGGUCUCCGAAUCUGAGGGCUCUUACGUUCUCUCGGAGCCAUACCUUUCGAUGACUGCGACCAAGGAUACCUCUGCUAUCAAGAUCAAGGUUACUCACUCUCUGCUUUCGGCUAUCAAGGUAGGCGAGAACAUGCACAUGUACCUGGUUAUCGGUAAGGUUGUUGAAGGUGGAGAGAUUGCACCUGGCAAAGAUGUCCUUGCGUUCUCUAACAUCAACGCCUCGAUAAUCGAUGUGCCUGUUUCGCAGGUUGUCCCAAUCUACGUGAAGGUAGACUCACCACCCAAAUUCAUCGAGUCAGUCGCAAGCACCUUCGUAUCUACUGCUCUGUUCUCCAAGCUUCGUCAUGGAUCCACCGUCCUGUUCUUGGGACCCGACAAGAGUCUCGCAUCAGCUUUCCAAGCCACUGCCGAAGCCCUUGGACUCAAGACCUUCUCUGCAUCCACGACACCAGUACCAGCAGGAUCGAAGACUGUCUAUAUCAAUCCCCACACCCCAGAGCGUGUCCUCCGCAACAUCCUUCCUGCAAAGAUUGACAUGGUCUUGGACUUCUCUGGUGUUGAUCAGCCAUCCAGUAUUGCUGCUCUCCAGAGCAAUGACGAAUGCAUCAACACCAAAAUUCAUGAUCUCUUUGGCAAGAAAGCCAGCUCUGGAAUUAACAAAGUCUCAGACUGCCUCCACGACGAGCUUCUGAAGGCUCACUUCGUCGCUGCCAACUUUGUGGAUCGCUCUGAGACUCCUGAGAUCGUCUCGCUUUCCCAAGUCGCAAGCUCUACUAAGGCAAUCGCGUACCCAGCAGUCUUGGACUUCACCAAGGACGCCGAAGUUUCUGUCCAAAUCGCACCAAUCAACACCAAAGAGCUAUUCAGAGCAGACAAGACAUACCUCCUUGUUGGAUGCACAGGAGGUCUCGGACAAGCUCUCUGCAGAUGGAUGGUCCAGAAUGGCGCAAAGCAUUUGGCACUCACCACCCGAAACCCCAAAUCAGUCAACCAGACUUGGCUCGACGAGAUGGCAACCGCAGGCGGCAACGUCGAAAUCUUUGCCUGCGACGUCACAGACGGCUCGUCCCUCCGCAAGACCCAUGAGGAGAUCUGCCGCAAGAUGCCUCCGAUUGCAGGUGUCGCCAAUGCCGCAAUGGUUCUCGCUGAUCGCCUUUUCAACGAUAUCACCCUUGAGGACUUCCAGAUCUCGCUGAAGCCCAAGGUUGAUGGCACGAACCAGCUUGACGAGCUGUUUGGUGAGGGCAGCGAUUUGGAUUUCUUUAUCCUGUUCUCUUCUCUUGCUAAUACUGUCGGUAACCGCGGUCAAUCCAACUACCUCGCUGCCAAUGGAUACAUGCAGACUAUUGCUGCGCAGCGCAGAGCUCGUGGUCUAACUGCUUCGGUCAUGCACAUUGGUAUGGUUAUCGGUAUUGGAGUUGUGUCUCAGGAUGCAGCUCUUGAAAGCUCGUUGAAGAGACAAAAGUGGAUGGCUAUUUCCGAGCCAGCUUUCUUGGAUAUGUUUGCUGAGUGUGUUAUUUGUGGUCGUCCUGAUUCAGGACAUUCCAAUGAUAUCAUCACGGGUAUUCCUCGCAACAGCGCACUGCCCGGUGCCGACAACCCUUGGUAUGCAUCCAACCUUCGAUUCUCGCACAUGGUCCUCAAAGAAGAGGGCGAGGAUCAAUCCUCAUCCGGCGGUUCUUCCCUUCCUAUCAAGCAACGUCUUUCAGCAGCAGCUUCACCAGAGGCACGUGCAGAGAUCAUCCAAGGCGACUUCGUCCAGAAGAUGAGCCGUAUCCUGCAAGCCGCUGCAGAGAACAUCGAAUGCUCUCAGCCUCUCCUGGCUCUCGGAGUGGAUUCGCUCAUGGCAAUGGAAAUUCGGUCUUGGUUCUUGAGCCAGAUUGAUGUUGAUAUGCCUGUCCUGAAAGUUCUUGGUGGAGGAAGCAUUCAGACUCUCUGCGCUGAGGCCGGUGCUCUUGUCAAGAUCGCAGCUGCGACUGAAGAAGUUGAACUUACAGACAGCACCAAAGGUACUUCUCCACCUUCUGAGGCGUCUGCUUCUUCUGGCGCAAGCACCCCAAGUCUCCUCGCUACCCCGCCAUCGACCCCCGGCCUUAGCGAGGAUUUCACCUGGAUCUCCAGAGCCGGUUCAGAGACUGGCGAAUACGAUGGCAUUGAACUCUUGCCAGGCAUGGAGCGCGUUGGACGCAUGUCCUUCUCUCAAGAGCGAUUGUGGUUCUUGCAAUCAUUCCUCACCAACCCAGCUACCUACAACAUCACCCUUGCUUACCGCAUCAAGGGCCCAUUCCGUGUCGCAGACUUCAACCAGGCCUUCUACGAUCUCAUUGACCGCCAUGAGACACUUCGAACUGCAUUCUUCACUGACAAGACCAACUACCUCGCGUAUUUGGGCGCUGUGGAGAAGACUCCUUUCGUCAUGGAGCAGAAGCCAUACACUGGCGAGGCUCAGAUCAAGGAGGAGUUCAACCGCACCAACGACCACAGCUAUGAUCUGGAAAAUGCUGAGAGCAUGAAGGCCACUCUCUUGAUCGAGAGCCCUACUUCCCACGUCCUCAUAAUGGGCUUCCACCAUAUCGCUGUAGAUGCAACCAGUUCCCAAAUUUUGGUCCGAGACAUCGCGGCGAUCUACUCGGGAGAGAAACUCGCUCCAUUGAAGUACCAGUACAUCGACUACGCCAACAAGCAACGCGCAACUGUCGACCAAGCCCUCAGCAAAGAUGUCGCUUACUGGCGCCAGGAGUUCCCAGAUGUUCCUGAGACAUUGCCUCUCUUCGACUUCGGAACCGUCAAAUCUAGGAAGCCACUUACCGAGUACAACAUCCGCAUCAUGGAGACCAGACUCGACGCCUCUUUCACUGCUACACUCAAGGCAGCCAGUCAGAAACUCCGAGUCACACCUUUCCAUCUACACUUGGCAACCCUCCAAACCAUGCUCCACAAGCUCCUCAACAUCGAUGAUAUCUGCAUUGGUAUCACAGAUGCCAACAAGAAUGACCCAGAUCACGUCGACACUCUGGGUUUCUUCGUCAAUUUGCUUCCUCUCCGAUUCAAGGUUGAGGGUGCCCGCUCAUUCGCUAAGCUCACUCAACAGGCUAGAGAUAAGACUCUCGCUGCUUUGGAGCACUCUCAGAUUCCUUACAAUGUCCUCCUGGAUAAACUGGAGGUUCCUCGUAGCACCACUUCUAACCCGCUCUUCCAAGUUCUGAUGAACUACAAGAUGGGCUCUCUUCGCUCUGUGCCUAUUGGCGAGUGUGAAGCUGAGGUUGUUGACUUUCAAGAUGCCAGCAACCCAUACGACUUGCAAUUCGACGUCGAAUUGGCGGUUGAUGGAACCACCUUGAUCACAGUCACCACCCAGCAAUACCUCUACUCUGAGGAGGACCUGUCCACAGUUCUCAACUCAUACACCCACCUCCUCAAGACCCUUUCAUCUAAGCCAUCGCUACCAAUCAAGGAUCAAUCAGUUUUCAGUGUCAAGGAUGCACACACAGCGUUGGCCAUUGGCACCGGACCAAGAAUCAACAUUGAUCAAUCCAUCACCAUUAACAGAAUGUUUGAUUGGGCUGUCAAAGCUCGGUCGAACAACGUUGCUGUUGUUGAUAAUCUCGGUGGACAGCUCACUUGGAUCGAGAUGGCCUCAUGGGUCAGCACGAUCUCCGCUCACCUGCUCAGACUGGGUGUCAAGCCUCAAUCAUUCGUCGGUGUCAACUGCGAACCCAGCGCCAUGAGUGUCUGCUACUGGUUGGCUGUGCUCCGUAUCGGUGCAAUCUACGUGCCAUUGGAUCCAUCCAACCCUGUCAGCCGUCUCGAGCUGAUCGUCAAUGACUGCAACCCUGCUGCAAUCAUCUGCGACGAGCAAACCUGGACAGCAGCGCAACGCAGCUUCCGCGUCCCCAACCGCCAUAUCUUCAAGCUCUCGGAUAUGGGCGGUCGUCGCACCCACUACACUGAAGAUAUGUCACAGCCCGAAGCUACAGCAUGUGUUAUCUACACUUCCGGAACCACUGGUACACCAAAGGGAACGCUGCUGAAGAACUCCAACUUCGUCAACCACAUCUAUGGUGUCAACAAGGAGUACAACAUCGCCAACGGCAAGGAAGUCGUUCUUCAACCCACUAACCUUGGUUUCGAUUUGUCGCUUGCCCAGAUGAUGCAAUUCAUUGCCUCCCAGGGUAAGAUGGUCGUCGCAUCCCUCCAGACCAGAACCGAUCCAAUGGAACUCGUUAAGCUCAUGGUCGAGCACCAAGUCACAUACACCAUUGUUACUCCUUCCGUCUACUCCCUCAUCCUUCGUCAAGAUCCAGCGCUUCUCCGCCAAUUGACCGAAUGGCGCUCUGCAUUCUCUUGUGGUGAGCCAUUGACCAGCGCCAUCGUCCAGCAAUUCCAAAAGAUCAGCCUCCCAAAGCUGAGACUCCUCAAUUCGUGUGGUCCUACUGAGAUCACCAUCAUCAACUCGGCCUGGGAGAUUCCUCUCAGCGACCCAACAGCCAGCGAGCAGAACAUGAUCGUCGGCUCCUCGCUCCCUAACUACUCCACCUACAUCCUCGACGAAAAUCUCAACCCUGUCCCAGUCGGCCACCCUGGUGAAAUGGUCUGUGGAGGUGCCAGCAUCUCUCAAGGAUACCUCGGGCAGAAAGAAUUGACUGCUGCCAAGUGGGUUCCAGAUCCAUUCGCAUCUGACGCAGAUAUCGCCAAGGGAUGGGACCGCAUGUACCGCACCGGCGACAGAGCUAAGAUGCUUCCAGACGGACGAUUCGUCUUCCUGGGACGUAUCGCCGGUGACAACCAAGUCAAGCUUCGUGGUGUCCGUAUCGAACUUGACGACAUCCGCUCCACCAUCGUUCGAGAAUCCAAGGGUGCCAUCACUGAAGCCGCAGUCUGCCUCCGUGGCGAAGGCGACAAUGCUUUCCUCGUUGCUUUCGCUGUCCUCGGCCAGGAAAUUGCCGAUACUCGCAAGUUCCUCGCAGGUCUCCCUCUUCCGUCCACCAUGAUUCCAAACAAAUUUGUUGCUAUCGACAGCCUGCCAAGAACUCCCAACGGCAAGAUCGAUAUGCGCGCACUCGCUGCCAUCGAGCUACCUUCGUUCCAGGAAGUCGAUGACUCUACACCAAUCGACCUCACCAUGACCGAAGCCUCUCUAAAGGAGAUCUGGGGUCGAUGCCUCCCAGCCGGCGUCUCUGUUGCCGGUGUCCGUGGCAGUUCUGAUUUCUUCGUCCUCGGUGGUAAUUCCAUGUUGCUUGUCAAUGUUCAAGCUAUGAUCCGCGAUACUUUCAGCGCCAACAUUGCCCUUUACACUCUUUUCCAAUCUAGCACUCUCGAGAGUAUGGCUGCACAGAUCGAAGCUGUUUCUGAUGUAGAGACAACCACUGCCAUCAACUGGGACAACGAGACUGCUCUUGAGCCAACACUCUUUGAGUCUUCACCACAUUCUCUUGGUCUUCGACCUGUGUCGAGGUCCUACGUCGAAGUAGUCCUCACUGGAGCAACCGGUUUCCUUGGUACCCAAAUCCUCCGCGAACUCGUCGCCGAUGAGCGCGUUGGCAAGAUCCACUGUGUUGCCAUCCGUCUCUCAGAAGGCAAAACCUCACGUACUCUACCAAUCAUGUCCUCCAAGAUCAUCAAAUACUACGGUGACCUUGCCUCCCCUCGCCUCGGUCUCACUGAACAACAAUUCAUUGAUCUCUCCAAGAAGGCAGACCGCAUCAUUCACAACGGCUGCGACGUCUCAUUCCUCAAGUCCUACGCCUCCUUACAAGCAUCUAACCUUGGAUCUACCAAGGAACUCACCCGCCUAGCAAUGGUCCGCAAGACUCCCUUCCACUUCGUCUCCACAGCAGGUAUCGCCUCCUUCAUCCCAGAACUCGACCUCGGCGAGCGCUUCAUUCCCACCUUCACCCCUCCCACAGACGGAUCCAUGGGCUACGCAGCCAGCAAAUGGGCCGGCGAGAAAUACCUCCUCGCCGCCGCCGAGCAAUGCAGCCUCCCAGUCUGGGUCCACCGCCCCUCCAACAUCCUCGGCGACGGAGCAGCAAGCGUCAACAUGACCGCCAACAUCCUCGAGUACUCUAUGCGCAUCGGUGCCGUUCCUCACACACCUGGCAUCGAUGGCCACAUGCAAUUCGUCGAGGUCGAAGAGGUCGGAUACAUGGUUGUCAACUCUCUGUUCGCUCGUAGCGCAGGCGCUGUCGUCAAGAACCACUGCGGUGAUGAUAGGAUCCGGAUUCGUGAGCUUGGCACUUACUUGGAGAACAAGUUCGGCCAGAAGCUUGCUAUGCUGGAGCUUGAUGACUGGGUUGUUGAGGUGCAGAAGGCUGGUCUCUCGGUUGGUCUUGGAUCUCUGAUUAGAGAAGUCCUGAGGAAUGAGGGUGGCACUGCGAGCUUGAAGACGCUGAGCAGACGGAGGUUCUAAGUCUAUACAGAGACAGAGACGAUGUCGGGUUUCUUUUGUCAUGGGCUGGCAUUAGAUGGAGUUCCAAAAUAGCGAGCGCGGGAUAGAUAUCUGGAGUUUUCUUUCUCUGUCAUUUCCAUUUCAUUUUCAUUUGUCGUCGAUUUCUUUUUAUGUAUUUUGAAAUGUCGGGCUUAUAUCUUAUCACGUCACUCCUUAUGUAUGACAUGGAUGAGAGAUGAAAAUGCUUUUGUCUGUUGGGAAUGUACUUCCGUCGAGGCACCACUGCCUGCUUGGACUGAGCACAAUGGAGUCGGGACCGGAGUGGGAUGGCUUUGUGGGUUGGUGGUACCGAGAUUGAUGAAUGGCAUAUAGAUCGCUGGUCAUUGGAAUCGUUG